AUGUGUCAAGUCAAGGGAACCGCCUUCAUCACUGGAGCUGCCUCGGGUAUCGGGAGAGCCACGGCGCAUACCCUGGCCAAAAACGGCAUCACCGGCUUAGCACUCUUCGAUACGAACCAUGAGCUUCUGCUCGAAGUCCACCGGGAGUUACUGUCGCAGUAUCCAGAGGUCGACAUUACCAUUGCUGAGCUCGAUGUCCGAGAUGAGACGAGUGUCAACCAAGCCAUAGACAGCGCGGCAGAACGCUUCGGCCGGAUUGAUAUUGGGGUGAACGCCGCGGGGAUCAGUGGUGCAGCUACUCGUUCACAUGAACUGGCCCUGUCGGACUGGCAGAAGGUGAUCGAUGUGAACCAGAAAGGGCUGUGGCUCUGCCAGCGGGCCUUUAUUCGGCAGAUGCUGAAACAGGAACCUCGUGGUGUUCGCGAAGGACGAGGCGUGAUUGUCAAUGUCGCGGCGAAAUUCGGUGUUGCUGCUCCUCCAAGGGAGUUUAGUGUUGUUGCUUAUACCGCGUCGAAACAUGCCGUCGUGGGGAUCACCCGGGUGGACUCCAAAGCAUACGCCAAGGAUGGGAUCCGGAUCAAUGCCGUGUGUCCCGGAUACGUGGACACCCCGAUGACUCAUGAGGCCAUCCAGGCCGGCAUCAUCGGCGAGCAGGCCAAGUCGAUUUCCAUGGGCCGAUUUGGCAUGGUCGAGGAGAUUGCCGAUUCCAUUCUCUUUCUUGCCUCCCCGAUGAGCAGCUACAUGUGUGGAGAAACGUUGGUGGUGGACGGGGGGCUCGCAAUUUAG
Molecule: messenger RNA, 786 nt
Organism: Aspergillus clavatus NRRL 1
Lineage: Eukaryota; Fungi; Ascomycota; Eurotiomycetes; Eurotiales; Aspergillaceae
Product: SDR family NAD(P)-dependent oxidoreductase
Exons: 6
Coding region: 1-786 (261 amino acids)
Source: RefSeq, a predicted model, not a curated record